This is a messenger RNA of Carassius carassius (crucian carp), 1764 nucleotides long. Its product is annotated as potassium channel subfamily K member 18-like. The coding region runs from base 222 to 1355 and encodes 377 amino acids. The record is from RefSeq and is a predicted model, not a curated record. The transcript has 3 exons. Gene Ontology annotation, biological process: potassium ion transmembrane transport; stabilization of membrane potential. Gene Ontology annotation, molecular function: potassium ion leak channel activity. Lineage: Eukaryota; Metazoa; Chordata; Actinopteri; Cypriniformes; Cyprinidae. Gene Ontology annotation, cellular component: membrane.
UGUUGAAACGCUACAAGUGUUUAAUGAGGUAUUUUGUGGGGGUACAGCUGUGAUUCCGGUGAGUUUAUCAUUAUUUAAUAUAAAACAUUACGUUGAACAGACAGUUUAGGUCUGUGGUUUGUUUCUGCAGCAGGGUGGAGUUCAUCCGGCUUCUAACCACACUGUCACGAGAAGACAGUCUCGUCUCCUCAGACAUUAUCUCUUCUCUUAAUGAUUGAAAGAUGUUCGUGGAGGUUGAAGAGGGAAGAAAGUCAGAUACAAAGAGAACAUGCGCGAGACUGCUUUGGUGUUGGUUUCCUCAUGUUUUCCUUAUUGUAUUGCUCAUUUUAUACGCCGUUUUAGGCGCGAUUAUCUUUCAACACGUUGAGAAUAAACCAUUCAAUGAGCCGGAGAACAUCAGUGCGGUGGCGCGAAAACUGGUGGAGACGGUGCAGAACCACACAGAUGCUUCAACACGGGAAGCGUUAUUCAGUAAAAUAGAAAAUAUUUUGUCCAAACUCCUUAAUGAAAGGCAGUAUCAGAACUGGAGCUUCUACGGUUCACUUUUCUUCUGCUGUACAUUGUUCACUACUGUAGGUUAUGGACAAAUGUAUCCAGUGACUUAUGAAGGCAAGGUGGCUUGUAUCCUGUAUGCGAUGGUGGGCAUUCCUCUCAUGCUGCUAGUCAUUUCAGACGUGGGAGAUAUCUUAGCUGUUCUUCUUUCCAAAGCGUACACUCACCUCAGCCUGUUCUUCAGAGAACGGAAGUUACAUCGCUCAUGCAUUCACAGGCAUGAAAAGGCAUCAUCUAAAAAACAAGUUCAAGGUGCUGAUACUGACGGCACCUAUAUGUUCCAGUCGUCCCUCAGAUGCACAUGCUUGCAGAUACGUAACAACAGAGAGAUCUUUGACCGCAUGAUUAUUAAGGAGAACGUCAAGCUCAAAACUGCUCUAACAAAAUCAUACUCGUGCCCAGACCUUAACCAUAUGAGACCCACAAAAUCCAGCUCCAAGUUAUUCAUUAGCAUUGGACAGGAGUUGGAGAGCAAUGAAGUCCCUCUGCUGGUCAUCUUGCUGGUAGUAUUUGCUUAUAUGAUAGUCUGCAGUCAAAUUCUGAGAUGCUGGGAGAAGCAGAUGGACUUUUUUGAUGCUUUUUAUUUUACCUUCAUCACCUUGACCACUAUUGGCUUUGGGGACAUUGUGCCCGAACACCCAAAAUACUUCAUGGUUACCUUUUUGUUUAUUAUCACAGGCAUGGCCAUUAUAAGCAUGGCCUUCAAACUCGGCCAAUCACAAAUUUUUAGCUUUUACAGGCGUUGCAUGAAGUUUGUUAGCAUGGGCAAGGUGAUAAUAGACAAAGACCCAAAAAGUUACUGAAGGCAGAAAGAAGCAGAUGGUUUUUGUGGCUUUGCUAAUGGCUCAUGAAAUUACUACAGGAAAGCACGAGCAUUCUCAGUGCAAGAUGAAAGUGUGUUUUAAUAUUUAUAGGGUAUCAUUGCCAGUUUGAUAUACAGUCGGUUGAAGGGUAAUGAACCAUAGUCAUGCUGCAGUGAACAAGUAUAGGAGAGAGAGGCUCAAAAUGAAACUCACACUCCUGUUAACUAUUUCAGCCAAAAGCAAGGAAAUGCAUGAUAAUGCUUGAUAAUGCAUUAAAUGCUAAGAGUGUAGUAUGAUUUAACUUUCUGAUCAAUUCAUUACUUUUCUCUUAGUGACAUUAAUGUUAUGAAAGUAAGUGUUUAUGUCAAAUUAAAGUGCCCCUAUUUUGGAUUUUUUUUUUAAAUUACAU